Molecule: messenger RNA, 459 nt
Organism: Trichoderma gamsii
Lineage: Eukaryota; Fungi; Ascomycota; Sordariomycetes; Hypocreales; Hypocreaceae
Exons: 2
Coding region: 1-459 (152 amino acids)
Source: RefSeq, a predicted model, not a curated record
AUGGCCAAUAAUCGAGCGUCGUCUUCAAACGCCCCCGCAGAUAACACAGGCAGCAACUCGUACAAUGAGUCCACCAGCGAGAGUCAUGCCGCCAACAUUAUCGAGGCUACCGUGGGAAUUGGAUUUUGGAAUCAGCAGGAGGAGCUACCUAGGGAGCAAUCAUUAGACGAUGAUUUUCCCACCCCGGGGACAAACCUUAGCAAGUGUUCGGAUUGUGACCAUGAACGACGCCCUGGCGGUAGACAGCAUUACAGUUAUUGCCUCCUUCUAUUUGUCUGCCCAGGAAACGAGACAUCUUCAUCGGAUAAUAGACCAGAGUCUCCCGAAUUAGAAGAAAAGCGGCUCUAUACACAAACGAUCUUACCGGAUGCAAUGGUAGAUCGAUAUCCAUCCACCGCCGGUAUAGACCCAAGUGUCCUCACUAUAUCAACGGCAACACCCGAACCAAGGUCAGUCUGA